Molecule: messenger RNA, 804 nt
Organism: Plasmodium gonderi
Lineage: Eukaryota; Apicomplexa; Aconoidasida; Haemosporida; Plasmodiidae
Product: variable surface protein
Exons: 3
Coding region: 1-804 (267 amino acids)
Source: RefSeq, a predicted model, not a curated record
AUGAAAAUUAUAAGUAUUUUUUCUUUAACAUUAAAUACAAAUAAUAACCAAUUGUAUAUAAAAUUCUGCUCUGGGAUUAUGAAUACAAGGAAUAAGGAUAAAGAAAAGUAUUAUAAAUUGUGUUUGAAACUUAUAAGAAAUUUAAAUAUAUUUUGUAGUGAAUCAGAAGAUUGCAACACUAAUUCUAUUUAUUGUAUUAACUUAAAUAGCUGGUUAUAUAAAUCAAUAAGAGAACAAGAACUUGAUAGAAAGGAGAUUUAUAGAAUUUUCUAUAUUAUUAGAACUGUUUUGCCCAAAUUAUAUAAAAAGGAUAUGUGUAAAUAUUAUUAUUAUGGUUAUUAUUACUUCGAACCUAUUAAUAUUAUAAAGCUAAAUAUAUUUGAUUCUAACAUGAAAAUUAUUGAAGAAACAUUGAAGAAGUCAACCUAUUCAUAUACAUGCCCAUACCAAAAGUAUGUCAAAGUAGUUGUAGAAAUAUAUAAAAGCAUGGAAGAAAAAUAUUGCAUUAAUAGUAAACCUAAAAAGAAAGCACAUAAAUAUACAAAUAUCUGUUCAAUAUUAAAAAAUUUUAGUAAUUCAUACAAUGAAUAUCUUUAUAAGAAUGAUUUGAUAAAAAAUAAAAUACCAUCAUUAGCAUCUGAUUUUACCCCAAUUGGUAAGUUGCUUCGUUCUAGAAAAAUAUUAAAAACAAGAAGAAAUAUUUUUCAUGAACAUGAAGAAAAAGAAUUACUUUAUAAUAUGCACGAUAAUAUGAAUAUAAAUUUAUAUAAUAAAAAAUAUGAUAUAGCAUAUGCAAAUUUAUGA